Messenger RNA from Populus nigra (black poplar), 1670 nucleotides. RefSeq lists its product as uncharacterized. The record is from RefSeq and is a predicted model, not a curated record. Gene Ontology annotation, molecular function: zinc ion binding; nucleic acid binding. The transcript has 4 exons. Lineage: Eukaryota; Viridiplantae; Streptophyta; Magnoliopsida; Malpighiales; Salicaceae. Bases 647 to 1432 code for a protein of 261 amino acids.
UGUCCAUUUCCAUUCAUGGUUAAAGUUUCAAACACGCCGUAACCGGCCCUACAAGAUUCUUUCCCCUCCUCCAGCAACUAUUUACAAAAUUCGUUUCAUUACAUUAGCAAACGAUAUUUUGUGAGUGCCAAACAUCCAUCUCCUCUGCUUCAACCUCCACAAGAUUAAUUGCUGCAGAAAGGGUUUGUGAGAAAAAAAAAACCUGGUUUGAAUAUUUACGAAAUAGGAGGUAAAUUAUACAUGUGGGUGAUUUGUUGCAUGGUUGGGGUUUUGUGUGUCAAGUUAAUGCAAUGCUCAUAGUGUUCACAAAUUGAAAGUGUGAACUGACCGAACAAUUCUUUCCCAGAAGAGGUACAUAAAUCUUCGUCCAGAGUAUGUUUCGGUUGAAGAAAUGUUUCUUUAAGUUUACAUGGUAUGCUUUGGAUGUAUUGAAUUUUUAGUUUGGGUGGUGGUUGUUGGACGAGGAUUUUGUUGUAGUGUUGGGAAAUUGGUGUCUGUUUGAAGGUUAAAAUAGGAGCAUGAGGUGAAUGAAUGCAGAUAAUUUUGGGUGUGAUCAAUGUUCACAGGGAAGCUGCAGUAGCUGUGGAAUUUUGGUGGUGGGCUUGUGAAACUGUGGUGGUUGACGUGAUUGGUAAAAGGUUGAGAAAUGAGUUCACGUAGCAGGAGCAGUAGCAGAAGUCAGGGUAUGGGUCGGAGCCGUAGCAGGAGUAGGAGUCCCCGAGAUCGCAGAUUUCGAUCUCAGCGUAAUUCCUAUCGUGAUGGUCCUUAUAGGAGGGAGACACACCGUGAACGUGACCGUGAUCGUGGUUUCAGCCAAACCAAUUUGUGCCAUAAUUGCAAGCGGGCUGGUCAUUUUGCAAGAGAAUGCCCCAAUGCUGCUGUUUGUAACAACUGUGGUCUUCCUGGGCAUGUUGCUUCUGAGUGCACCACACAACUGCAGUGCUGGAACUGUCGGGAACCUGGGCAUGUAGCAAGCAACUGUCCGAAUGAGGGCACCUGCCACGCAUGUGGCAGGUCUGGACAUCGUGCCAAAGAUUGCCCAAAUCCUGAGCCUUCACCUGGAGAUGUGAGGUUGUGCAACAAUUGCUACAAGCCAGGGCAUUUUGCUGCUGACUGCACAAAUGAUAAAGCAUGUAAGAACUGCAGGAAAACUGGCCACAUGGCACGUGACUGUCAGAAUGAGCCUGUCUGCAACUUGUGCAACAUUUCUGGGCAUGUGGCAAGGCAAUGCACAAGGGGAAAUAGUUUUCCAGACAGAGGAGGCUGGGGUCGUAAUAGCAGUUAUCGGGAUGUGAUUUGCCGUACAUGCAAUCAGGUGGGGCACAUGAGCAGGGAUUGUAUAGGUCCCAUGAUUAUCUGCCACAAUUGCGGGGGGAGGGGCCACAGGGCAAUCGAGUGCCCAUCAGGGAGAAUAGCCUUCCGAAGGUACUGAUACUUCAUAAAUCGAUCCGCGUUUGAUUUUGAGAGGCAAGGAGCUAAAACAUUUGACAGUGAUGAGUUGUAUGGUUUCUCACAUGCAAUCUACAUAAUUUGAACAACAGGAGGAUGGUUUCACUUUGUAGCAAAUUUUAUGAGAGGAUUGUUUCUAUUCUAUUUGAAUCGUCCUUUUAACAGUCUGAAAACAGCAGAAUUGUUAUGUUAUAUGCCACAAUGCAUUCCUUAUUUUUUCU